CAUAUGAUCCUGUGAUUUCGGAUCUUAAAAAUCUGGGAGGAUUCUGAUGGUCUCUUGAGAAUUGCUAGCUGGAUUAGAAGGUUUUCUUUAAAAAAAAAAAGCCUAAAAAUGGGCUCUUUAUUUCGGAGUGAAUCUAUGGCUUUAUGCCAAUUAUUUCUUCAAAAUGAAUCUGCAUAUAGUGCUGUGUCGAAUUUAGGUGAACUAGGAUUAGUUCAGUUUCGAGAUACGAAUGCCUCUGUAAGUGCCUUCCAAAGACGAUUUGUUAAUCAAGUCCGAAGAUGUGAAGAAAUGGAAAGAAAAUUAACCUAUGUUGAGAGUGAAAUUAUUAAAGAUGAAAUUCCAGUGCAAGAUCUUGAACAGAAUCCAACAGCACCCCAGCCUAAGGAAUUAAUUGAUUUAGAGUCUACCUUUGAAAAGCUUGAAACUGAAUUGAGAGAAGUAAAUUCUAAUUCUGAUGCUUUAAAAAAAACUUACUUUGAAUUGACUGAACUGAAGAAUGUUUUGAUUCAAGCUCACACAUUUUUUGCUGAUAAUUAUAAACCAGUGCAAGAAACUCAUCCUCAUCAUCAAGUAGAUGCAAUGGAUCAUACAAAUUUAGUUGCAAAUGAAGUUUCUGCAACACCAGCCCAGCAUGGGUUUGUCACUGGUGUAAUUCUCCGAGAAAGAAUAUUAGGUUUUGAAAUGAUGUUAUGGCGUGUCUGCCGAGGUAAAGUAUUUCUAAAACAGGCAGAACUUGACUCAGCUAUUGAAGAUCCCAUCACUGGUGCUAAACUGAAUAAAGUGGUAUUUAUGCUAUUUUUUCAAGGUGAUCAGCUUAAAGGUCGAGUUAAGAAAAUUUGUGAUGGAUUUCAUGCUACUUUGUAUCCUUGUCCAGAAAGUUACGAAGAACGUGACAAAAUGCUAACUGGUGUUAAAACACGUUUGGAGGACUUAAAUCAAGUCUUGAAUCAAACUCAAGAUCAUCGUCACCGUUUGCUAGUCAAUGCUGCCAAGAGUAUUAAAGUGUGGUUGAUCAAAGUUCGCAAAGUUAAGGCAAUUUACCAUACUAUGAAUUUGUUCAAUCAGGAUGUAACCAAAGAAUGCCUUAUAGCAGAAUGUUGGUGCUCUGAUAAACGAAUGUCUGAAGUACAGCAAGCAUUACGAGAUGCUUCGGAGCAAAGUGGCAGUAGUGUACCCUCAAUUGUAAAUCGUAUGGAAACUAAAGAAUCUCCUCCAACUUAUAAUAUAGUAAACAAAUUCACAUCUGGAUUUCAAAAUAUUGUGGAUGCAUAUGGUGUUGCCACAUAUACUGAAGUUAAUCCAGCACCCUACACUAUUAUCACUUUUCCAUUUAUCUUUGCUGUUAUGUUUGGAGAUUGUGGGCAUGGUUUAUUAAUGGCUCUGUUUGCUUUCUGGAUGAUUAUUAAAGAAAAACAGUUUUUGGCUAAGAAAGGUGAUAAUGAAAUAUGGAACACAAUGUUUGGCGGUCGUUACAUCAUCUUUUUGAUGGGACUUUUCUCUAUUUAUACUGGUCUGAUAUAUAAUGAUGCAUUUUCUAAAUCCAUUAAUAUUUUUGGAAGUCCUUGGAAAAUACCACAAAUGAAUGUCACAAAAGGUGUAAAAAGUGUUAUUUUAAAUCCUGUUGUGAGCUUCAAUGAUUCAAGUCCUUAUCCAUUUGGACUUGAUCCUAUUUGGCAAUCUGCUACCAACAAGAUUAUGUUUCUCAAUUCAUACAAGAUGAAAGUAUCAAUUAUUCUAGGUGUUUCUCAGAUGUUGUUUGGAGUUAUGCUGAGUAUUUGGAAUCAUAUACAUUUCAGACGCUAUAUCAAUAUACUGUGCGAGUUUAUUCCCCAACUUCUGUUUUUAUUAUCGAUAUUUGGCUAUUUGGUAAUUCUGAUUAUUUUAAAAUGGUUUUGGUUUGAUGCAACUCGUUCAUCUUGUGCUCCAAGUCUUUUGAUAUCAUUGAUAAACAUGUUUCUCAUGACCUACCCAAAAGAACCUUGCUAUUUAGUUUCAAUGUAUGAUGCUCAGGAAAUAGUACAGAAAUUUUUAGUUGCACUAGCCUUGGUUUGUGUUCCAUGGAUGUUGCUCAUCAAGCCAAUAUUUUUGCAUAUGGGCAGGCAUAGAUAUGAAGUUACACCUUCUGAAGGACAGGAAGAGCAUGGCUUUGGAGAUUUAUUUAUUCAUCAAGCUAUUCAUACCAUAGAAUAUUGUUUGGGAUCCAUAUCGCAUACUGCGUCGUAUCUUCGGUUAUGGGCUUUGAGUUUGGCUCAUGCACAGUUAUCAGAAGUAUUAUGGAACAUGGUGAUGAAAAAUGCCUUUUUGUUAAAUGGAUAUGCUGGUUGUAUAAGUAUAUAUGUUGUUUUUGCAUUUUGGGCUGCUCUUACUAUUGGAAUUCUUCUUGUAAUGGAAGGGUUAUCUGCCUUUUUGCAUGCUUUGCGUCUGCAUUGGGUUGAAUUCCAGAGCAAAUUUUAUGAUGGUCAAGGUUAUGCUUUUGUUCCUUUCUCCUUCAAAGCCAUUGUUGAAGGACAUUCAGAAGUGUAGGCACUGCUGAACAAUAUUUAAUCAAGAACUUUACAUUCCAGUGAUUUUUUGCAGUACUUAUGCCAAAAGGUUGUAAUUGUAGAAGUUCUUUCAUGGAAAGAGCAAACUAUUUUUGGAUGUUUACAGCUUUAAUCAAGAAAUAUAGCUAAAUAAAUUAUUUUGUUAUCUUAUUUUUAA
Messenger RNA from Argiope bruennichi, 2700 nucleotides. Its product is annotated as V-type proton ATPase 116 kDa subunit a 1-like. Gene Ontology annotation, biological process: proton transmembrane transport; vacuolar acidification. The coding region runs from base 109 to 2523 and encodes 804 amino acids. Gene Ontology annotation, cellular component: vacuolar proton-transporting V-type ATPase, V0 domain; vacuolar proton-transporting V-type ATPase complex; plasma membrane. Gene Ontology annotation, molecular function: proton-transporting ATPase activity, rotational mechanism; ATPase binding. Lineage: Eukaryota; Metazoa; Arthropoda; Arachnida; Araneae; Araneidae. The record is from RefSeq and is a predicted model, not a curated record. The transcript has 20 exons.